Molecule: messenger RNA, 1569 nt
Organism: Daldinia childiae
Lineage: Eukaryota; Fungi; Ascomycota; Sordariomycetes; Xylariales; Hypoxylaceae
Product: 25S rRNA (adenine(645)-N(1))-methyltransferase
Exons: 1
Coding region: 1-1569 (522 amino acids)
Biological process (GO): ribosomal large subunit biogenesis; rRNA methylation
Cellular component (GO): nucleolus
Molecular function (GO): rRNA (adenine) methyltransferase activity
Source: RefSeq, a predicted model, not a curated record
AUGUUUGCGGUACCAGGUUGGUCCGUGUCUGCGGACGGUCUCAAAUCCGAGACUACCAUAGUGGCUCCAAAAGCGGCUCAAGAUGAAUCUCAGCAGUCAAACAAGCGCAAGAGGCCUUCAUCUACGCCAGGGAAUGUCAACUCGUCUAAUGUUGCGGAUCUCUGGGAACGGGUUAUCGAGGGAAGGUCGGGGAAGAAGCCCAAGCCUGAUAAUGACCAUAGUGAUGAAACCCCAGAAGGCAAACCCAGAUAUGGCAAGAAGAUGACUCUAAAAGAGAAGAAGAAGUUGAAGAAGUUAAGGGAGAAGGAAGCGAGCCAAAAUGGCGUGGAAGGCACUGAACCGGCUACUGGAAAUGAGAUCAAGCUAACCUUAGAGUCACCUGAUGCAACAUUAGGCAAGGAGGCAAAGAAGGACAAGAAAAGGAAAUCUAAAGACGAAAAGGAAAACGGCGAUAGCAAAAAGCCCAAUGAAAAAGACAGCAGCAAAGUUUCUGCUCCCGCCCCCGCAGCAGCAGCAGCACCGAAACUAACGCCCAUGCAAGCCGCAAUGAGGGAAAAGCUCGUGUCCGCGCGGUUCCGCCACCUCAACGAAACGCUAUACACCAAGCCCUCAGCCGACGCGUUCCAGCUGUUCGCAGACUCGCCCGAGAUGUUCCAGGAGUACCACGAGGGGUUCCGGCGCCAGGUCGACGUCUGGCCCGAGAACCCCGUCGAAGGGUACAUCAAGGACAUCAAGCUGCGGGGGAGACAGAAGCCUCCCCAGCGCUCCAGGAACGGCCACUCUGCUCCCCCCGUGCCUAGCUCCUCCGGCGUGGCGGCCCUGCCGCGCACCAGCAACGUGUGCACGAUUGCGGAUCUCGGCUGCGGAGACGCUAAGCUCGCCGAGGCUCUGCAGUCCGAGAAGAAGAAGCUGCGACUUGAGAUCCUUAGCUACGACCUGCAGAGCCCGAGCCCGCUGGUCACACGCGCUGAUAUUGCGAACUUGCCGCUUGCCGAUGGUGCUGCCGAUGUCGUUAUCUUCUGCCUCGCGCUUAUGGGCACUAAUUGGCUUGACUUCGUCGAGGAAGCCUAUCGCAUUCUUCACUGGAAAGGCGAACUAUGGGUCGCGGAAAUCAAGAGUCGGUUCGGGUUCGUGGGUAAGGGCAAGGGUAAGAGCGGAGCCCCAGUUACCCAUAGUGUAGGGAAUAGGAGAAAGAUCCAGGGGAAGAAGGGAAAGGGACGGGAUGGGGAGGGGCCUGAGGGAGAAGAGGAUGAGAAGGCGCUGGCUGUCGAGGUGGAUGGUGCGGAUGAUAAGCGUGAAGAAACCGACGUUUCUGCGUUCGUCGAGGCACUACGGAAGAGGGGUUUCGUUCUGCAGGGUGCAGCCGACUUAAGGAAUAAGAUGUUCGUCAAGAUGCACUUCAUUAAGGCAGCAUCGCCGACCGUUGGCAAGGGCGCUGUUACUUCUAAGGAACCUACACGCGGCUCUGGGCCCAAAAAGAGCGGCGUCAAGUUCAUUGACACGGAAGGAGACCAAGCUACAGUGGAUGAGAGCUCUAUUUUAAAACCCUGCGUCUAUAAGCUGCGGUAA